AUGCUUUACAAUCUAUCCGCACCAUGGUGCAUUAACAUUGGCCGAUUUAUAGAUUUUUGUGGUUACCUACCAUCUUGUUUUGAUCCUUGUGUAAAACUACGUGUAAGAAAGAAAUUAUUUAAUUUCGAUGCAGUGAUCUAUUUCGGAAAGCCAGUUUCCCACUUCAAGGAACGUUUAACAACUGGCGGUCACGGAUCAUUAACGUUAAGCGGGAAUUCUCCAGGAUACGGGGCUGGUGGCUCCGGAGCUCCACACCGUGGCUCCGGAGGCCUCCACCACAGUUCAGCAAUGCAACAUCAAUUACCUCAGCCCGAUUUCCAACCCCCAUACUUUCCACCACCGUUCCAUCAUCCACCGAGUCCACCUCCCCAGCAGCACUUAGAAUAUCUCACGGAUCCUUACGGCGGCCUUUCUGGUUUACACCAUUAUAACCAGCUUGGUCUUAGGCCUAGAGACGGCGAUCCUAAUCACGCACAUGUGGUAAACACGCCCUCACAAGGCUUAUCGCCGAUAAACUACAAGGGAAUGCUCGCUCACGAAGUAUUUGAUUCGCGCACAUUCGAGAAAAGCUCCCGAAGAAUUGUCUUUAAGUAA
This is a messenger RNA of Photinus pyralis (common eastern firefly), 594 nucleotides long. RefSeq lists its product as uncharacterized. The record is from RefSeq and is a predicted model, not a curated record. The transcript is spliced from 4 exons. Lineage: Eukaryota; Metazoa; Arthropoda; Insecta; Coleoptera; Lampyridae. Bases 1 to 594 code for a protein of 197 amino acids.